GACAAACAAACAUUGAGUAUGGUGAUAAACAAACAGAAUAGAGAAAAAGAAGAAGACAAAAAAGAGACAUGUGUAGCCCAAAUUAUUCUGUCUAAUACACACAUAGUCUAAUAUCUACAUAAGAAAAAUGUGUCUUUUACUCGGUCCAACAAGUUCAGGGAAAACUUUGCUAACAAGAAAACUGAAGUCGAAUGAUGAUUUAAAAUGUGGCAUUGCUAAUAUACCAUCAACAUUGCCAACAAUUGGUACUAACCUUGUUAAUAUAACACUGAACAAGAAACAAGAAAUUACUGUCAGAGAACUUGGAGGGCCUAUGUCUCCAUUAUGGCCAAAUUAUCUCAAAGAUUGCAACAGUCUGUUGUACGUGAUUGAUAUGUCAAAUCGUCUUCAGUUGGCGGCCGCCUGUAUGUUGUUCCUUACUGUCCUUACAAAUCCAAACUUAAAAGACUGUCAGGUGUUGGUGCUUCUGAACAAGAUAGAUUUAGCUACUUCAAUGAGCAGACUUGAGUUUGAAUCUCUGUUCCGAUGGAAUGAUAUUGUCCGCCAUAGUAAACACAAGAUCUCCCUGAAGGAAGUUAGUGCUGUGACAGGCCAGGGGCUCUCAGGGGUUCUGGAAUGGAUGCAGCAACAUAGCAGAUGAUGUUUGUAAAACCUAGUGAUAUUUUUGUAAUAUAACCUUGCCAGCCAAUAUGCUGUGUUGUGAUAACAGCAUUAAACUACAGUGUUGCACAGUAUUAUAUGAUUGUUCUAGUGCUCCAGGUGUGUGAUUUAUUUGUGUUGGUCUGUUCCUUUUUUCCUGAUUACUUCUAAAGGGUGUUCAUGACAUGACUUUGUAGACACUGCAUGGUUAGAGAUAAAGAUUUUUUGGCUACUCACUCGUCCUUUUCACUCAAAAACUGAUUUUUAAUGGAUGGAAAUUUUUUCGUGUUUCAUCAUUGAUGAAAUGAGAAAUAAAAUGUGAUGUGAUGGUUUGUCAAAAACAUAUAUAUGUGCUUAUUAUAUAUCUAUAAAUUUUAGGAACAGAAAGAUUAUUACAUAAUGUUGUUGCAUAUAUACAACUCAGAUGAAGAAAUUAAUUGUGUAUUCAUACAUGUGUUAUUUCAUAGUUAUUUGUACUUUUUUGCAAGAAUGCAACUCAAAUGAUGAGAUUUAUUGUGUAUAUAUACAUGUACAUGUAUUUAACCUAAGUAGGAUAGAGGUUAUGCUUUCCCAAAGCCUUUGUGAUAAAAUGUCAUAAUGUCUGAAAGUCUCUUUGAUAUAAUAUGUCAAAUAUAUAAUACAGUGUCUGAUAGUUCAUGUAUGUAUGAAUGAUUUUGUUCCAUUGCCUGUGUGAUAUAAUAUAUGACAUUAUACCUGAUCAACUGUAUGAUAUGUGUUCAUGUCUGAAAAUGUGUGUGAGAUAAUCAUGUAUCAUUGUGUCAGAUAGUAUGUGUGAUAUAAUAUGUCAUUGUGUCUGAUACUGUAUACAGGGUUAUUUUUGCCCAGUGUUAUUUUAACCCUUCUGCACUUACUAUCAAUUUUGCCCCAUUUUAAAUUUUCUCAGUUAUAGUUCUGUUUAUUAAAUCAUGCUGUAUUCUUUGAGUUUGAAUUCACCUGUUAAAACUUGCCCAACCAUGAAGAGAGCUGAAGGGGGGAAAAUAAAAUGGAUGUGAAAAUUUCCCUUUAAAUAGUAAUGUGUGUGAUGUAGAAUUAGGGGUUGUAUGUAUUAACAAUCAAUCCUAUGCAUUUAUAAUUGGUUGUGAAGAAGCUAAAAAAAACAUGUCUAUUUACAACAAAGACAAUGAUGACUUUGUUUUUCAAUUACCCUAGAAAAAUCCAUUAAAAAAUCAUGAUUUUUCCAUUGUAUAUAGGCUGGAUUUUUUCAUGAGUCAUGAUAUAUUCUGAUAUUUGUGAAAUGCAUGUGCACACUUAGCAAAAUGUUCUUGCAGUUCAGCCAAUGCUGUUGAAUGAAUGAUACAUCUUUUCUUUAAAAGGGCUGAUAAAUUACUUAAUGAAUUGUUUGAAGACAAUUUUGUUAAUGAUAUGGAGUAUAUAAUAGUGUUGGAGUUUAGAUCUCAAAUGUAAUAUACAAAGUCUUGACAAAGCAAAGAACAUGUAUCCUGCUUCCUGUUGAUUAAACUUUCCUGAAAUGGU
Saccostrea cuccullata (small rock oyster) is the source of this 2133-nucleotide messenger RNA. Its product is annotated as ADP-ribosylation factor-like protein 16. The coding region runs from base 128 to 640 and encodes 170 amino acids. Gene Ontology annotation, molecular function: GTP binding; GTPase activity. NCBI's taxonomy places the organism in Eukaryota, Metazoa, Mollusca, Bivalvia, Ostreida, Ostreidae. The transcript is spliced from 5 exons. The record is from RefSeq and is a predicted model, not a curated record.